Molecule: messenger RNA, 990 nt
Organism: Closterium sp. NIES-65
Lineage: Eukaryota; Viridiplantae; Streptophyta; Zygnematophyceae; Desmidiales; Closteriaceae
Source: the annotation of a GenBank genome assembly
AUGGUUCCUGUUUCUUGCUGCUUAGAGCUUUGUCUUGUCAUUUGGCCUACAGAAUUCUCCCCUCCUGACGUUCUCCCAGCGCUGCAAAGGACUCUUCAGGACCUCCGUCUUUCCUAUCUGGACCUCUUUCUGCUUCAUGUACCAGUGCAAAUGGCAAAGCCUUGGCACUCUCCCCCUAGGAGGGAGGACAGGGUGCUGACGUGGCAGAUGGCUGCCACGUGGCAGCAGAUGGAGGCAGCAGUGGAGCAUGGCCUAGUCCGGGCCAUCGGCGUCUCCAAUUGGUCGGUGACGAGGCUGAAGCAGCUGCUGAGCUGGCAGCCUGUGCACCCGCCAGCUGUCAACCAGGUGGAGGCGCAUCCUCACUGGCGGCAGGAUGCCUUGCUGGCAUUUUGCAGGGAUAAGGGAAUACACGUGUCGGCCUACGCCCCUCUAGGUUCCAGGGAUCGCCCUGUGUAUGACGAGUCCCUCAUGCCUCCUGUGCUUCUGGACCAUCCCUUGAUUAAAGAGGUGGCUAAGAAUUUGCACCAAUCUCCAGCGCAAGUGGCUCUGCGGUGGGGCAUACAGAGGGGUAUGAGCGUGCUUCCUAAGAGCAGCAACCCGUGGCACAUCAAGGAGAACAUUGGGCUGUUCGACUGGAACAUACCCCCAAUGGACUUCCAUGCACUCUCCCUCAUCGAACCCCAGAGUUGGAUUAUAUUUAAAAGGGAACCCAUGGCACCAAGUGUUCUCCCUAAGAGCAGCAACCUGUGGCACAUCAAGGAGAACAUUGGGCUGUUCGACUGGCGCAUACCUCCAAUGAACUUCCUCCCACUCUCCCUCAUCGAACCCCAGGUUCGGAUACUGGACUACUAUGGCUACUGGGUCGGAGACAGCCGGCCCUUUCUAGAGCCCGAGGAGCUCUGGAACGAUGAGGCGGAUAAAGUGGGGGAGGGGGACAAAGUGGGUGAGGGGAACAGGAAAGCUUCAAACAAUGACGAGUGGGAGGAGUGA